Messenger RNA from Carcharodon carcharias (great white shark), 8393 nucleotides. RefSeq names its product supervillin a (gene svila). Gene Ontology annotation, biological process: barbed-end actin filament capping; actin polymerization or depolymerization; cytoskeleton organization. NCBI's taxonomy places the organism in Eukaryota, Metazoa, Chordata, Chondrichthyes, Lamniformes, Lamnidae. Gene Ontology annotation, cellular component: cytoplasm; actin cytoskeleton. The record is from RefSeq and is a predicted model, not a curated record. Gene Ontology annotation, molecular function: actin filament binding; phosphatidylinositol-4,5-bisphosphate binding. Bases 759 to 7502 code for a protein of 2247 amino acids. The transcript has 42 exons.
AAGUGAAGGAUUUGCACAUUUUUUUUUCUCUCAUGCAUUUCUUUUUGAGGGACCGUUGUUUGAUUUGGUUGUGAGGUCGGUGCAAUGAGUUUGUAUAUUUUUUUUCUCUCUCUCUUUUUGUGCUGGAGUAGCGGAAGUUAGAGGAGAAUAAGUGAAGUGCUUUGUGCAGGGUUACACUGAGGGGACAGGAUCAGAAAAGUAUCUUUCCCGGGACAAGUAGCAGAAGCCGCCGCGCGCUCUCCAGCUGCAACUUCGGCCACAAGUUCGCCUGCAGAGGCGACACAUUGUUGCACCGCUUUCCUUUUGACAGUUGCCUCUUUUUUCAAUUCUUUUUGAUUUGGACACAUUAUUAUUUCUGGUAGCGAGUGGUGUGUUUUUUUUUCAUAUAAAUGAGAAGAUGAUGGUGACGACGACAGAGCAAAGCCACUGCCUCCAAAACCGCCAGUAAUUGCUGCAAGGAAACCGCUCCAAGAUCGGGCUGUAACCGGAAGGAUACAGAAGACCGUAGGGGAGAUAGAUUGUUGAUCAUGAAGCUCAUUUUAUUUUAAUUAUUUGAAGUGGUGGCAGAACAUCCUGUUGGACUUGGAAGAGGAAUACUAUUUCAAAAGAGGACUCCAAGUUUCCAGAAGGAGUUUUCUUUCGAAGACAAAGAAGUUGCCAAGAAAACUAAAGAUAUCGACGCUAAUCUACUUGCUGUACUUCCUAAAGUUUCAGAACUUCGAAAACUUUUUGAAGCUGGCCAAAAAUCCACUGUGGAAAUGAACAGGAAAGAAAGAAUUGCAAGACGCUUGGAAGGAAUUGGAAGUGAGACACAGCCAGUGCUGUUACAGAAUUGUCGUGAAUUAGUUACUCAUCGCCUCCUAGAAGAAGAUACUCCUAGAUACACACGAGCUUCUGAUGCUUGCAGUCCACCCCUAGUUAGAAGAUCAAAUAAGGAGGGCUUGGAGCAUCAUCUGACUGAAGAUUCUCCUUCAGAAAGGCAAUCAAGACCUAGAUGUCGAGGAGAGAUUAAGCACAUGGAUACCGAGUCUCCUUAUGUUGUUGGCAUGGACACCGAAGCUUUAGAUGCGAAAGCAGAGAGAAUAGCAAAAUACAAGGCUGAAAGAAGGAGACAGCUGGCUGAGAAAUAUGGAAUUGCCUUGGAGUCUGAACCAGAUGGGCAUAUUGCAGCUAAACACCCAAGAGCACGAAAGGAGAUUGAUCUAACUGAAAAAGUGCCAUCACAAUCUGAAAAAGAUUAUAACAGUGACUUGAUUAAACUGCACAGUUCCAGGGAUGCAAUGGUUAGGGAACCACAGACUCUAGCAACUUGUGAACCUAAAGAAAGUUUCUCACCAGUUGGAAAUGAUUUCACAGAGAGAGAAACUUUAUUGAACAAAGAAAAUCACAAAAAAAUCCUUGAGCCAAGUGCCAAAGGAAGAAUUUUGGACCAGGCAUAUGUUCAAGAAACUCCUCCAAACUUCAAGGAUUCCACUGUGAAUGAUGUGCCAGGUUCCCCACCAUCAUCUCAGAGAGUUUCACUUACGUCACCAAAGCAGUUCUCAGAAUCGUUUAGUUCAGUUAGUGAGCAAUCCCAAAAUUUGCAGAAUAAACAAGGCAAUGCAAUGAAAGUAAAGAAUGAAUGGUUUCUACAGAGAGAUUCCAAUGGCGAGACACCUUCUCUGAUCAACUGGCCUUCCAGAGUAAAAGUUAGAGAAAGAAUGUUGAAAGAUGAAGGAACUCGGAGCAGCCCUGAAAUAGGCAAAGACAUCACUCAUAGAAGACUGCAGCAAAUACCAGCUCAUUAUAUCUCCCUCCUAUCAGAAUCUCCAACUGUUAACACAGUUAGUAAGCCCAGUGCUGUUCACCAGCCAGCCUUUGUUCAGCCUACUGAUCCUGUAGACAAUGCCAACACAAUGACAAAAGGGUACAAAAGCAGCGUAGUUGAUAAUCAUGUACCAGGCUGUACCAACCUUUCAACAAGAGGUGAAGAGACAAAUGAGACAGAAUUUGGAAGAAGAUGUGUUUACAGUCCUGAAUCAAAACUGAAUGAGCCUGGCAGUACUAGAAAUUUGUUGAAAAGCCGUAAAGCAGUUCUGCCUUCUCAAGUUCGCAAGCAAGAGAAGAGUCUUGAAGAAACUAUUUGUGACGUGAGAGUUGUGCGUGAGGAAGGUGAAAAGCAACAUUUUCUGGGGCCAUCUGUAAUUGACUGGUAUAAACCUAAGGAUACUAAUCAAAGGAGUGAGAGAGACGUAUAUAUUCAGAAAAAACUUGGGGUACAUUCUCAUGCAGAUGCUGAAAGAGGAAAAGACCAAAUCAAAGAAACACCUCCUGAAAAAUAUAAACUAAAAUAUUCUAUGCUAGAUAGCUUGGAGGCACCGAAGAUAGACAUCCCAAACAGUGAAGAACUUCAGGGCACCACUACGGAUGUACUUAGUGGCGAUACUGGUACAGUGGACACAAGGGUGUCUGUUGCCAAACUUCGAAGAGCCUUCCUGGAGACAGCCAAAGCCAGCAGAAAUCAGGACCUUGAAGCUAAUGUUGACUUAGUGACAUCAGGCCUUGACUUGGCCACCUCUGCUGAAAUGGAGAAGGCCCAUCGUAGGCCAAGACGUUACAUUUCCUUUGGUGAGAAUAGGAAGACCUCUGAGAGGUUUAGAACGCAGCCUAUAACUACAGCAGAGCGACAAGAGACAGCUAGGCCAGGGCCAAUUGCAGAAAUGGAAACUACUGAAGUCGAUGAAGAAAAGUUGGAUGAACGAGCAAAAAUGAGUGUGUCUGCAAAGAGGUCACUUUUCCGUGAGAUGGAAAAAGCAACAAAGGCAUUGGAUGCAUCUCUGGCUGCCAAACCUCGGUCUAGAAAUUCAGCAGUGGAACGAAGAUUGCGCCGUAUGCAAGAUCGUUCCCGCACCCAGCCUAUCACAAUUGAAGAAGUAGUUAUUGCAUCCAGUGAACCCACCCCUGUCUCUCAUACGGUGACUGUCAACACAGUCAUGGCAAGAACUUCUAGCCCCACUCUAGUAAACUCCAAUUCAAAACCAAUCAGACUACAAGCAUCUGCACAGUAUACUGCGGGAGAACAGAAGGCAAGUGAAGCCAAAGAAUUGACAGAACAAGGCCAGCCUGAAGAGCCAGACAUCUCAACACUGAGCCUGGCAGAAAAGAUGGCUCUGUUCAAUCGCCUUUCACAACCUGUGACUAAAGUAAAAGCAGCAAGGAGUAGAAGUGACACUAAGCAAAGACGGUCAAAUUCCCGAUAUCAGACUCAACCAAUUACACUGGGUGAAGUUGAAGAGGUGCAAAAUGGAAAUGGAAUGAUAAGGCCCUUCUCACACUCUCUCGUACAGUCAAUGGCCAAUCAGGCUGUUACAGUCUCUACAGCCUGCGCUGGUGACCUACAUCUUGGAAAGUCUUCCAUUGCUGAGAAUAGUUUACAUACUACCCGCAAGUCAGCAGCAAGAUCUAUUCUUACUUCCCAUAGCUCACUUGCCAGUGCUGAUAUUUCAACAAGUAUGCUUCCAUCAGAACACACACAGGAAAAAACCUAUGGAUUCAUUGGAGUAUUCAAAGAGGAUACUGGGGACGACUACAAAAAUGAUGAAACAAAAGAGAUACUGCAAAAGAGCAGCAUAUAUAAUUGUAGCUUUACAGAAACUGAUUUACAAGUACCAACUAGGAAGAGUAUGGAUAGUAAGCAUGGAACCCCAGAAAGAGAGAAUGAGGAACAAUUCAUUGCAGAAAUCUUGCCACAGGUAGCUGAAAGGAAAGAGAUUAUGAAAUCAGAAAACAUACUUGAGAGCUGGGAAACUGAAGAGAAAAGCUUUGAUGAAAUGCUGGAAGUGGAACACGACAUGAAGAACAAGCGAACUGUUACAGAGUGUAUGGAACAUACUUCUGAAAUGAAAGCAGGAUCGGCAGCACCAUUAACUGCAUCACAGCUUUCUGCUGUAACAUCCUCCAGACAUACUUCAUAUCGGCAGCCAGCCACACAAAUAGAAAGUAAGGUGCCUUAUGAUCAGUUGGAGCUAAUUUCUACCAAAACUGGCAGAACUGAAAUAAGUGAAGAGAUCCCAGAGUUCUCUACUGGAAAAGCAAUGUCUAUUAAAGAAAGUUUCUUGAUGGCGUUGCUGCCUAUGAGGAUGGCUUUGCUGAAGAGAAGUGGAGAAGAGGACUGGAGGAACAGAAUUAACAAGAAGCAGGAUAAUGCCAAAAUGACCAGGGCCAGUCGCUGUACCCAAUCUCAAGAAAUGGAACAAUCUUACGUCAAAAAGGACAAAGGAGAGGUUACUGAUGACAUCUGUGUUUCUAAUCAGCUCUGGGUCACUUGUGGUAGCCCCAGGGAAGCAAGUCCUCAGCUGUUUGAUGAGCGCCAUCCUUGGAGGUGGAAGAGGCUGACAGAUGAUGUUGAAGCACAAAUGACAAUAGAAGAAAGAAAGCAGCUCAUAACUGCACGGGAAGAGGCGUGGAAGACUCGAGGGAGAGGAGCAUGCAAUGAUUCCAAUCAAUUUACUGUAGCUGGAAGGAUGGUAAAGAAAGGUUUGGCAUCACCCACGUUCAUGAGUCCAAUAUCUUCACCUCUUUUGCAUAAGAUAAAGAACAGCACCCCAGUCAUUUCCAAACCACAGGAAGAAAUUGAGGUCAGACCUGAUUUGCCUUUGGAAACCGACAGGAAGCUUGAUAAACUGGAAUCAUUCUUGGGCAAACUGCAGAACAGAGCACCAGGGCAACAGGAUGCUGUGAUAACUGUAACUGGGCAAUCUGUAAAGGAAGUAAUGAGACCCGAUGAUGAAGAAACUUUUGCAAGAUUCUACAGGGAUACAAAUACUUUUAUCAUUCAGCCAGGAGCUGUGGAGAUUGAUGAGGAGGACCUUGAUGCCAUUUUUGAUCCUGAUGUACCAAAGCUGACCUCUGCAGUAGCAGAGCACAAACGGGCUAUAAAACCCAUGCGCAAAGUACAGUCAUCACGUAAUCCACUUAAAAUGCUGGCCGCAAGAGGUGAUAUCCGACAUGAAUAUACGGAACAGCGGUUGAAUAUUGCCUUCAUGGAGUCAAAGAGAAUGAGGGUAGAAAAAAUGUCGAAAAACUCUAACUUAUCAGAAAUGGCGUUGGCUGGGCUGGCCAGCAAAGAGGACUUCAGCAGUGUCAACCUCCGUAACGUGAAUCUAACAGAACAAGUGUCGAACAACAGUGCUGUGCCAUACAAAAAGCUGAUGUUGCUGCAGAUUAAAGGACGAAGGCAUAUUCAAACCAGAUUGGUGGAACCAAGAGCAUCAUCAUUGAAUAGUGGAGACUGUUUCUUGCUGCUAGCUCCUCAGCACUGUUUCCUGUGGACAGGAGAAUUUACCAAUGUCAUCGAAAAAGCCAAGGCUUCAGAACUGGCAGCUUUUAUUCAGACUAAAAGGGACCUUGGCUGCAGAGCACCAUAUGUGGCCACAAUAGAAGAAGGAAUUAACAGCCAUACCAAAACAGCCAAAGACUUUUGGAGACUCUUGGGUGGACAGUCAAGCUACCAAGGUGCUGGAAAUCCAGAUGAAGAUGAACUGUAUGAAAGUGCAAUAGUAGAAACCAACUGUAUUUAUCGUCUAGUAGAGGAUAAAUUAGUCCCUGACGAUGACUUCUGGGGAAAGAUACCACGUUGCUCUUUGCUUAAUUCAAAAGAUGUGCUGGUGUUCGAUUUUGGCAGUGAAGUGUACGUGUGGCAUGGAAAAGAGGUCACACUCGCACAGCGAAAAGUGGCAUUCCAAUUGGCAAAACAUUUAUGGAAUGGUACCUUUGACUACACAAACUGUGACAUCAACCCUUUAGAUCCAGGCGAAUGCAAUCCUUUGAUACCAAGGAAAGGUCAAGGUCGUCCUGAUUGGGCAAUUUUUGGCAGGCUGACAGAGCAUAAUGAAACUAUUUUGUUUAAGGAAAAGUUCCUGGACUGGCUAGAAUCAAAGAAGCCCUCACAAAAAACUGGAGUUGAAGAGGAGCAGAAGCAGGAGCAUGGGAUUGAUCUUAAACCAUAUGAUGUUACCUUGAUGAUUCCUCAGUCUUCAGCCCCCGUUGGGACAACGCUAGAUGGAUUAAAUAUUGGACGUGGCUAUGGAAUAGUGGAGGGAGAAGAUGGAAGGCAGUUUGAGAUCACCAGCCUCUCAGUCGAUGUGUGGCACAUUCUUGAAUUUGACUAUAGUAGAUUACCCAAGCAGAGCAUUGGGCAGUUCCAUGAAGGUGAUACUUAUGUGGUGAAAUCAAAAUACCUGGUGAGCACCACAGUUGGCAAAAGGCAGAAGUCUGAGCUUGUUCGAAACACUGCUGUCGGGAAAGAGAAAUGCGUGUACUAUUUCUGGCAAGGCCGUCACUCAACUGUCAGUGAGAAAGGAACUUCAGCCCUUAUGACUGUAGAAUUAGACGAGGAGCGGGGAGCACAGGUCCAAGUGCUACAGGGGAAGGAGCCACCCUGUUUCCUGCAACUGUUUCAAGGAGGAAUGAUUGUGCAUGCUGGUAAAAGAGAAGAGGAAGAAGAAAGCUCACAAAGUGACUGGCGGUUGUAUUGUGUGAGAGGAGAGCUUCCUAUGGAAGGAAACUUGCUGGAAGUCGCUUGUCAUUGCAGUAGCCUAAGAUCCAGAACAUCCAUGAUUCUGCUGAAUGUAAACAAGGCAGUCAUCUACCUAUGGCAUGGUUGCAAAGCACAACCACAUACAAAGGUUGUAGGAAAGACUGAAGCAAACAAAAUCAAGGAACUGCGCCCGCUGGAAGCAGGGCUACACAGUAGCAUCAAUGUGACCGUACAUGAAUGUGAUGAGGGGUCCGAAACGGUGGCUUUCUUUGAAGCAUUAGGAAGAAGGGACCGAAAAGCCUACGACUGCAUGUUACAAGAUCCUGGAAAAUUCAACUUCACCCCUCGGCUCUUUAUCCUCAGUAGUUCAUCUGGAGAGUUCAUUGCCACCGAGUACCUUUAUCCUGCCAGAGAUCCUACCAUGGUCAACUCAAUGCCAUUUUUGCAAGAAGACCUGUAUACUGCCCAACAGCCAGCUUUAUUCUUGGUAGACAAUCACCACGAGGUGUACCUCUGGCAGGGCUGGUGGCCUACAGAAAAUGAAAUCGCAGGGUCUGCCCGAAUCCGCUGGGACACGGACCGGAAAUGUGCAAUGGAGACAGUGUUACAAUACUGCAAAGUAAAGAAUGCCAAGAAGCCACCAAAGUCCUACCUGAUACAUGCGGGUUUUGAACCAUUGACGUUUACUAAUAUGUUUCCCAGCUGGGAGCACAGGGAAGAUAUUGCGGAGAUUACUGAAACGGAAGCCGAAGGCUGCAAUAAAAUAAUUUUGGUGGAGGAUGUAUUGGACAAGCUGUGCAAGACACAGUACCCACUGGCAGAACUGCAAGCCCGGCCUCUGCCAGAGGGAGUCGAUCCAUUAAAGCUUGAAAUUUAUCUGACAGAUGAAGACUUCCAGAAAGCACUAGAAAUGACAAGAGAAGAGUUCAGUAUCCUGCCCUCCUGGAAGCAAGUUAAACUGAAGAAAGCGAAAGGACUUUUCUGAGUAGUUUAUAGUAAGGUGCAUAGUUUUUUUAAAAACAUAUGCUUUGUAAUGGAGCUUUCACCGAAGAUCAUUUUGAUAUCCAUGGAUCAGUCAUGGACUGUGGUCUAGUCAAAGAACACAGUAUGGAAAUAAAUUGCACAUUCAAGGCAGCAAUGCCUUUUUGGGGGAAUCUUGUCAAUUUGUGCAUGUUGAGGGGAACUCUAUGGAUUUUAACAGUGUUGACAUAAUGAGACAGUGCCGUUGUAUGCAUUUGACCUCAGAAUGCACUAUGGGCAACAUAUGCUACUCGGCCUUAUCCUGCCUAUGUAUCUUGAAGGCGAUUUAUUUUGUAAAGUGUUAUUUUGUGUGUAGCAGAUAGCAAAUCAUGAAGAGUUUAUAUUUAUAUAAUACAAUAUGAAAAGUGACUACAGUUUAAUGACUAAAUAUUUAAUUGUUAAUGACAUAUAUUCACUUUAGACAUUUUUUUUUGCGUUAACCAGAAAAUACGAUAUCUAGUUGAAUGAAAACUGCUUGUACCAAGAUCAUGCCACAAAUACCUUUUUUUGCAUUCUGAUAAUCAUGCUACCAAGUUCAGGCAUUAAAAUGUUCCGUCUGUACUUUUCAAUGCUAUCAUGAACAAAAUGUAUUUAUGGCAGGAAAUAAUGAAAAAGCCGCGUAAAUCGAGUAACUUUUUAUGGAAUCUACAAAAUGUAUAGUGCCUUGCUUUUGUGUACAGUUUAUACUACAGAACAGAUGUUUGAAUUUUGAUGGAAGCAGGUGUUUAGGAGAAAUGGCCUCAUUCUGUUAAACUUGUUAUAAUAGAGGUUUGAGGAUCUCUGUUUCUAGUACUCAACAGCCUAACAAACUUCAUUCUUGUGAUACAAUUUAGAAAAAUAAAAGUUGACAAAUGGA